AUGUUGGAGUAUUCCAUCGUGUUUCAAGUCCUUACAACUCUCUCUCUCUUUGGUAACCAUUUGCUAUAUGGACCAAUGACUUGGACCGAGCAUUUAAACACAACCAAACUAUCACCAUCUUGGAUAUUGAUCGAGGAGAUUCUUUUGAAUCAUACAAAUAAUAUAAAAUGGCAUCACCAGAUGAAAUGGAUCCCAGUAAGUACUUAUAGGGAUGGAGUUGACUUGCUAGGCAAUAUUGAACAAUUUGUUGAAGAGAGUUUGGGAACGAUAGGUGGCCUGUUUGGUGAAGAGAAUACACAUCAAGUAUGGGUAGAUGCAAACAAAUCACCAACACCCUCUGGAUCAGGUUUCAAUAAACGUUUGAUCGUUGUUGGUAAAUACAAAUUAAUGUCUUUAAAGAAAGGUGCUUUUGGUAAAUCUAUUGAAAUAGAAUGUCAUCUUUAUAAUAUAUCAGAGAUUAUGUAUCUUGAUAAUGAUGAAACCAUUGUCAUUAAAUACAUUAAUCCAGAGACACCAAAUGAUCUCGGUUUGGGAAUUACUUGCAAGGCAUCGUUGGAGAAACUUCAAAACUUGGUACUCGCCAUUAGAAAGAGUUAUCGUCAAAUUACUUGUGGAUUCCCUCAAGAACAUAGUUUUAAAUUAACAUUCCCAGAUAACAAAUUAUUACCAUAUGAUACUCCUUUGGUAAUGUCACCAGCCAAUGGAUUUAUUGAUACAUAUAUUGCACAUAGUUAUUUCUACAAGACUGUUAGUACAUUGGAUUUUAUUAGAUAUGUAGAAUCUAUUGUUCAAAAUGGUAGUACUGAAUUGGAUUUUACUCAGUGUCCAGGUAUUGAUCCAACCUCUGAAAUUAGUUUUAAUCUUUUCACUGCUAUUGUUUCAUUACGUCAUAAUACCUAUUUCAGAUCAGUUGAUUUAUCUGGUUUACCACAUGCCAACAUUAUAUCUGCAUUAGGAAUGUGUUUAGAGACAAAUAGAACAUUGACUAAAUUAAAUAUAUCAAAUCUACGUAUUGAACAAUCAUUCCAACCAAUUGCAACAUCAUUGGUUAGAAAUAGUAGCAAUAGAAUUCAAAUGUUGGAUAUCUCUAAAAACUCAAUCAUCUAUCCAGUCAUGAUUACCCUCACCGAAUGUUUUUCAAGAAUUCAACAUGGUCUAGUUAGUCUUGAUUUAUCAAAAUGUGAAUUACAACCAAGAACUGUAGUAAUAUUAUUUGAAUCAUUUGAAAGAAAUUUUGGAAUGUCAUUGGCAAUGAGAUAUUUGAAUUUAUCAAAUAAUAAGAUGGGAGAUUUAGGAUCGAGUGCGUUGGCGUCGUGGAUGAGUAAAAUCAAGGGGUAUCACAACUUGGAGAAUUUGGGUCCGGACGGCGACCAGCUCGCUGCCCUGCUCGCACAGUUUAUUUCAGCGUUCCCGGCCGUACGCACACUCAACGUCGCUGGAGGUCGCUACCCACUCGGCAAGUCGUUGUUCCCGCUGCUCGAACAGUUGGUCAAGAACCAGUCGUUGCGCGAGAUUGACAUUUCAGAGAAUGGUAUGACCGACGCCAUGUCGUCGAUUAUCGGUGAGAUGUUGCGUGCCAACUCGACCCUGGUCUACCUCAACAUUGACGAGAACCAGUUUGCAUCGCUCGACUCGAAUAGCUAUGUCUCUGAAUACGCCAAUCGUCUACCAUACAUUGUCACCAACCUCCCCUCGUCGGGCUAUGUCCCACUCGUACCCGUACCCGACCAUCUCUCGGCCCUCCCACCUCCACCCUCUCCAUCGGCCGAAUCUCCCAACUCGGCCACCGCUGUCGCCAGCAAGAUCAUGAGCUCUAGUGCCAGUCUUGUCACCAACGGCAUCAGCAAUCUUCUCGGCAGCUCAGACUCUCAACACAAAAAGACACAUAAAAAGGUUGACAGCAACGGCAGCAACAGUAGUGUCACUAGUCAGCUAUCAAUGAAUGGUAAUGGUCCCAAACAGUCAGUUGUCCAACAACAUACUCCUCCUAUCCAUCAACAACAACAACAACAACAACAACAAACAACUGUAGUACCACCACAAGUACAAACUAUUCAACAACCUGCUGCAUCAGUAGCUUCACCACCAAUCCAACAACAACAUACUGCCGCUCCAUAUGCAGUAAACUCUGCAUUCCUUGCCAACACUUCCAAUCUACCAUUACGUAAUGCACCAACCACUUCGUCUGAUUGGAAUCCAGAUGAAACAAGCGAGUUUGAAGUUUUUGAUAGUCAAAGUCAAGGUUCAUUUGUAAAUUAUAGUGAUUCACCAAGUGAUAAUUAUAGUCAAAGUGAUGAAGGAUCAGAACACGAAUCUUCAAAUGAUAAAAGAUCUUCAAGAAAAAAAAAAUCAAUCAAAAAUAACGGCGGUAACAUCACUCCAACAAAUAAUAAUAAUAAUGUAAAUUCUAAUCUUGCUACUGAAGAAUCAGUUCAAUAA
Molecule: messenger RNA, 2439 nt
Organism: Cavenderia fasciculata
Lineage: Eukaryota; Evosea; Eumycetozoa; Acytosteliales; Cavenderiaceae
Product: leucine-rich repeat-containing protein
Exons: 9
Coding region: 1-2439 (812 amino acids)
Biological process (GO): cell migration; regulation of Arp2/3 complex-mediated actin nucleation
Cellular component (GO): lamellipodium; plasma membrane
Molecular function (GO): protein binding
Source: RefSeq, a predicted model, not a curated record